GUUAAACGGGAGCUUUGUCAUGAGUGAUGGAAGUUGGUAUCGCGCCGCAUCACUUUGAGUCUGCCUCCAUACCGGCGCAGCGCGUCCGACGCCUGCUCUCACUGCGGUACUGCGCGUCAGCCGCGCGUCACACACCCUGCGAAUUAACUAGUUGUUUCCCUUCAACCUCAACGCGGAUGAAAUAACUGAAUGCUGCACUUUCGCCUUUAAAAAAGAAAAGCAGAAUCAACGCGUUUUCGUUGAGCUGCAGAGGUAAGUGUGUUUGAAGGAAUCUCGAUUUGGGACAGGACGCAUACGCGCGCGGCCCCACCUAUAUAUAUAUAUGACAGCGCUAAAGGUGACGCGUCUUUUGGAUUUGGGGAUCAGUUAGACAAAAAGGCACUGUGGAUGGAAAAUAUCAUUUCUCAAAAGCAGUAACCUUUUAAUGGACUAUCAGGCACAGAUGACACCAUGAGCAUGACCUUUUUGAGGUUCAGCUAUUCUUCAGCUACACUUCUGAUUCUCUGAUAUUAGCAUAGCCAGGCUUCAAACUGACUGACAUCAGCAUGGGCAUUGAGAGUCAGGGCCCCACGCGCCCUGCAGGAAACCUGACACCAAAGCAGGUCGAGACAUUUCAGAAGGUGGAGCCGAAAGCACUGGGGUCCAUUCAGAUCAUCAUUGCUGUCUUGUGCUUGUGUCUGAGCAUCACCAUUCUUCAGCUCUAUGAAGAGGUUCACUUCUCCCCUGAUGUCAUUGUUGUGGUAGUGAUCGUUGUUCAGUUGCUUGUGUCUGGAUCCAUUUUAAUCCACGCUGGAAGGUUCCCAUCUCUGUUUUGGGUGAAAGCCACACUGGUUGCUCACCUGGUCAGUGCAGCAUUUUCCACUGCUGUUCUUGGGCUGUUGUCUCGUCACCUGCCUUACCGUCAGGACACGUACCACUGUGAGCACUGCAGGAGACUGGAGAUCUAUGCUGUGCAACAAUAUUGUUUCAGGAAGUGCAGUUAUAAUGUCGAGAGAAAUUGUAAACUCUUGAUUGAUGGCUUCUUGGCCACACUGGUUCUGUUUCUGGUAGUGGAGUUGGCGAUCUGUAUUGUAACCAUUUUGUUUGGACUAAAUGCUCUGGCUAAAGGCGGCGUGCAGCUUCCUGGUUUCAGACAGCGUGCUGCCCCAUCUGAGGCGAUCACCCCUAGACAACCUCAGGUGCUGAUGGUCUCAGAGGUGGAGCCAAUGUCUGAGCGUGAGCCUGAACCCAGAUCUGAGCCAACAGAAGAAAUCCCUAGCCCUCCCACUGAACCUCAAGUGGCCCCCAUUGACUCUUUAACAGACGUUUGACACUUCGUGCUCAUGUGAUCUGAAUGUAUAUUGUAGUAGAGGAGCGUUAGAGAUGAGUGAGGCUUUAGUAGCAAGGGUUUUGUAUUUUACUGAGGUAUGAAAUCAACAUGAUUGGCCUUUAUAAUAUAGGCCAUUAUCAUUAUACUUAAAGGGACAGUUCAACCAAAAAUAGAAAUUCAUUUACUCCCUCAUGUUGUUUCAAACCUGACUUUCUUUAGUACACUGAAAACGGAUGGGGACCACGGUUCAUAUAACAUGUGCACUAUAUUCCAAGUCUGAAGUCAUACAUUUAUGCCAUCCAUUAAAAUAUUGCUUGACUACUGUGAUCUCUGUUCAUGUUUACAAAAAGGGCAACUGAGACAUCCUACUAUUAUUUUGCCCUUUUGCAUUCCACAUAAGAAAUAUACUUUUUUUUUAAAAAGUUGUGAGUUUGGGAAGACAUGAGGAUGAAUUUUCAUUUUGGGGUGAACUACUGCUUUAACAAUGUGGCAUGUCUCGCAGGGAAAAAUGUAUGUAAACAAUGCAAGCAUGCACAGGUGGCUCCACAUAAUGCAAGACAUAAUGAUCAGGUAUUUGGUUUGCAGGAAGCUCAUUUUAGAUGUAGAUUGUAUAUCAUGCUAGCUUUAAAUCAUUCUCAUCUGUCAUCUACAACUAUAUUGCAGGUAAUAUCAUGUUAAUUGAGAAAUGGCACUCAUCACUAAUCUGCAAUAAUAAAUACUUCCAUUGAGCUAAUCUACUAACAAACAAAAAAGCUCUGUAUGGUAUGUUAAUAUAUGUUACAUAUUGUAAAAUAUUCCCACAGUUCAUUUGGCCUCUUGAGUGUUCGUAAUCUGUGGAAAAUCUGAUGACAUAAUACGUAUAUUCAACCUCUAUGCUCAAAAGAGAAUGAGAAAUAGUAACAAUAUCUUAACAAUAAAAUACAUCCAAGUUGGGCUUGCAUUUUUACCCCCUUUAAAGGAAAAAGAAAAUGUCAUUGGUGCUAUUACUCUAGAAAAUCCAUUUGGUGCAGGAUGAGGUUUUGCCACAUUUUCAUCUUUCAUAUAAUCAUCCUGUAUUCUUCAAGUAGCAAUGGGUGAUUAAAUGGAGAGAGUUAGAAUAGGGAUUUUAUGCGUCAUCUUUGGCCCUUUGUUUGCUUGCUUAUUGUCUCACAAAGCAUAAUAGUUCAGCUAACAGUUAUUGUUCUAUGUUACUCACUCACCAGACUCACGGAAUGUCAUUUUUAGUAUCUCUCGAGUAUCUGAAUUCAUUAUACAACAUUAAAUGUUACAAAACAGCCAUGAUCCAAGGAAACUGUUGUUUAUUACAGAUCUAACAAACCAAAGAAUUUUAUUUCUCUUCUGUAUUACUAAUGUUUUUUUUUUCUUUCGUAACACUUUUACACAGCAUUUCUACAUUUUCUGCUCUGCUCACUCCACCACCUCUUGUUUAAUUGUGAUUUUAAGCAUGCUGUUAUGAGUUUCCACUAAUUAGUGUGGCAUUGGAGCACAUUCUCAUGGUGUUUGAAGUGCAGUGUAUUUUAGGUGCUGAAUGGACUUAUUAAAUCACUUUUAUGCACCAACAA
Molecule: messenger RNA, 2871 nt
Organism: Cyprinus carpio (common carp)
Lineage: Eukaryota; Metazoa; Chordata; Actinopteri; Cypriniformes; Cyprinidae
Cellular component (GO): membrane
Source: RefSeq, a predicted model, not a curated record